AUUCAUUAUAGAAUUCAUUUCAAAGAAAAUAGAAAUGAGGUUGGCCUCAUUACUCGCGGCCGCGCUCUUCCUCCGCCUAACGGCAGCACAAGGCGGCGUAUCUUUGUCGAAGCCGGGCUGCCGAGAGAAGUGCGGAAACGUCGUCGUUCCAUAUCCUUUCGGCAUCGGCAUGAACUGCAGCGCCGACAUACCUUUCACGAUCAUCUGCAACGAAACAUUCAAUCCCCCGAUCCCAUUCUUCAUGGUGCAAUUAGGGUUUGAAGAAGUGGUCGACAUCUCAUUGGCCACCAGAACAGUUACGGUGAUGCAGUCCGUCUCUCCCCUCAACUGCUCUAGAGAGAAAAAGCUGCGGCAGCUGGGGCAGCCCGUCGCCGGAUUCUCCUUCGCCACCUUCUCCAGCGCCUACAACAGAUUGGUCGUUGUCGGCUGCCAGAACGUAGUCUCCCUCCUCCCUUCCUACGGCGAAUGCAACCCCAUCUGCGGCGUCUCACCCAUCUGCAACGGAAUCAACUGCUGCCAGAACAUCAUCCCGCCGCGCCAGAGAGAAAUCGAGUUCUUCUACCGAAACGCCGAAGCCGACGACAGCGACGCCCUCACCUGCGGCUUCGUGUUCAUGACCGAUCAAAGAUGGAUCCUCAACGAUUACACAAAUCACACAAGCUUACACAACUUCUCGAAUCCGGUCAGCCGCCUCUCGUCGGAGCUCCGCGCGCCUCUGGUUCUCGACUGGGAAUUCGAGAUACCAUCUGCGAAAGAAGGGGUUCAGUGCAAGAUCAUCAAUGAUGCAAACAUGAAUAGCAGCACUACUGUAUGCUCUUGCAAGUCUGGUUUUGAAGGGAAUCCUUAUUUGAUCUGCCAGGAUAUAGACGAGUGCAAGAAUUCGACGUUGAAUACCUGCGAAAUCGGGACCACGUGUGUCAACACGAUUGGCUCAUUUUCAUGUCUAGGCGAUGAUAAAUACAGAAGAUCAUCACCCCAGCCGAGAGCAGUAAUCGUCGGUGUCGUCUCUGGGUUAGGUGCGUUGGUUUUGGUCGGAGCGGCGGCGGUGUUGUCUAAAGCAGCGCGGAAGAGAAUCAAAGCCAACCGCAAGAAGAAGUUGUUCGAGCGAAACGGUGGGCCCUUGCUGCUGUCUGAGAAAGUGACCUUCUUCGACUCGAAAGAGCUGGCGAUAGCGACGGAUCGGUACAAGGAGGAUCGGGUGCUCGGUCGCGGCGGGCAAGGCACGGUCUACAAAGGGAUGUUACGCGACGGAAGGGUCGUUGCGGUGAAGAAGUCGAAGAAGAUGGCGGAAUCCGAUGUGGGAGGAUUCAUCAACGAGGUGGUGCUGCUGUGGCGGAUCAAUCAUCGGCAUGUGGUGAAGUUGCUAGGAUGUUGUCUCGACACGGAUUUCCCUCUUCUCGUGUACGAGUUCGUCCCCAACGGCACGCUCUUCCAACACCUCCACGACGUAGGCGGCGAGUUCCCCUUGUCGUGGCGGAUUCGGGUGAGGAUCGCGGCGGAGGUGGCCGGAGCAAUUGCUUACCUGCACUAUUCAUCGUCGCUUCCUAUUUAUCAUAGAGACAUCAAGUCCAGCAACAUACUCUUGGACGAGAAGUACCACGCGAAGGUGUCGGAUUUCGGGACGUCGCGGUCGUUCGACGCGGAUCAGACUCAUGUGACGACGCGCGUGAUGGGGACAUUCGGGUACAUGGAUCCCGAGUACUUCCAGUCGAAUCAGUUCACAGAGAAAAGCGACGUGUACAGUUUUGGGGUGGUGGCGGUGGAGCUUCUGACGGGGGAGAAAGCGGUGACUGCGGCGGAGAAGGGUGAAGGAGGGAGGAGCCUCGUGGCGCAGUUCUUGCACGCGAUGCAGGGGGGUAAGCUGUUGGACAUUCUUGAUCCGGAGGUGGUGAGGGAAGGGAGGGCGGAGGAUGUGGCGGCGGUGGCGAAGCUUGCGAGGAGAUGUCUGAGUUUGGACAGUAAGCAAAGGCCGACGAUGAAGGAAGCGGUGAUGGAGUUGGAAGCGAUCCAGAUGGGGAAAGUGGUCGGGAAUCUGGAAACUUGGGAUGAAGAAACAGAGCUUGCAGCUAUCUCGAUUGCGGCUUAUGAUUCUUUGUUUAUCUCAGACACAACCAAUUUUAGCGCGACUACAGAAUCAUCAGAGUCUCCUUUUCUGGCUGGGAGUUCAUGAGCUCAACUAUUUCUGUUUUUGUGGGAGUUUUGCACAUCAGAUCCUCUCUCCCAUAAUUUAUUGUGUACCAUCUUGUCAACGAAGGUGGCCGCAUAGAGUUGGUGUGAGUAAGAUAGUGAAAAGUGAUUUUAGCGUGUAAAAAGUGAAAACUAGUAGUUAAGACGUAAAUUGUGCAUGUAUUUUGUGUGGAUAUUUUUUUUAAUGUUUUAAGUGGAGAAUAAAAUAAUAACA
Molecule: messenger RNA, 2401 nt
Organism: Salvia miltiorrhiza (redroot sage)
Lineage: Eukaryota; Viridiplantae; Streptophyta; Magnoliopsida; Lamiales; Lamiaceae
Product: wall-associated receptor kinase-like 8
Exons: 2
Coding region: 35-2170 (711 amino acids)
Biological process (GO): protein phosphorylation; cell surface receptor signaling pathway
Cellular component (GO): plasma membrane
Molecular function (GO): ATP binding; calcium ion binding; protein serine/threonine kinase activity
Source: RefSeq, a predicted model, not a curated record